ACAUAGCAUGGUGGGAGACAAGGCGAGAGGGGAGAUGAACGCUUUUCAGAGAAACGAAUCCAAGGAAACUUUGUUCACUUUUAUUUCUGCAGGAGAUGAUCCCCCCAAAGGAGAUUUCCCUCUUCAGAAAAAAUCUCCGAAACUCUGUGGCUCCAACUACCCCCUGAGCAUUGCCUUCAUUGUGGUGAACGAGUUCUGCGAGCGCUUCUCCUACUAUGGCAUGAGAGCUGUCCUGACACUUUAUUUCUUAAGCUUCUUCCACUGGGAUGAGAAUCUCUCCACUGCUGUGUACCAUGCCUUCUCUGCGUUGUGUUAUUUCACACCUGUCAUCGGAGCCAUCAUGGCAGACUCUUGGCUGGGCAAAUACAAGACGAUCAUCUACCUCUCCAUUGUGUAUGUUGUUGGCCAUCUGAUAAAGUCAGUCGGUGCCAUUCCAUCCCUGGGCAACCAGGCAGUUCAUGUGGUCCUGUCUAUGGUUGGUCUGUUUUUGAUCGCCCUUGGAACGGGAGGUAUCAAGCCCUGUGUCUCUGCAUUUGGUGGGGACCAGUUUGAAGAGGAACAUACCUCAGAGAGAAGCAAGUUUUUUUCCAUCUUCUAUUUAUCCAUUAAUGCUGGAAGUUUGAUCUCCACGUUUGUAACUCCUGUAUUAAGAGGGGAUGUGAAAUGUUUUGGAGAGGAUUGUUAUGCACUGGCUUUUGGUGUCCCAGCAGCACUGAUGGUGUUGGCACUUGUUGUGUUCAUUGCUGGAAGUGGACUGUACAGAAAAACACCACCACAAGGAAAUGUCUUGCUGGAAGUGUGCAAAUGCAUCGGUUUUGCUAUUAAAAACCGGCUGAAAAACCGCUCCCGUGAGAUUCCAAAGAGAGAUCACUGGCUGGACUGGGCUUCAGAAAAAUACUCAAAACAGCUGAUUGGGGAGGUUAAAAUGGUGACUCGUGUUCUCUUCCUCUUCAUACCACUGCCAAUGUUCUGGGCCCUGUUUGAUCAGCAGGGAUCUAGGUGGACUUUGCAAGCCACAAAAAUGAAUGCUGAUUUUGGAAUAUAUGUCCUUCAGCCUGACCAAAUGCAGUUCUUAAAUCCACUUCUUAUUCUUGUCUUCAUCCCAAUUUUUGACUUUGGGCUCUACCCCCUGAUAAACAUGUGCAAAUUGAAUUUCACACCUAUUAGGAAAAUGGCAACAGGUAUGAUCCUUGCAGGGCUGGCAUUUGGACUUGCAGCUGUUAUAGAAGUCAAAAUAAAUGAAACUGAUAUGCCUCGACUUGUCCCUAAAGAAAGUUUAAUUCGGGUCCUGAAUUUGGCAAAGAACCCUGUUCAAGUGGCAAUCCAAGACAAGGACCUAUUUCAGCAGCCUGUGGAGUCUUUUCAGAACCCAGCUGAGUACUCAAAAUUAAUAUUGAAUGGAGAGCAACAGAGCCUUCACUUCACCCUGCAACAUCAAGGAUUGACUCUUGCUUUUAACUACACCGUGAAGGAAAAAUCAGUAUACAGCUUAAUUGUUUUUGAGGCAGAAGGAAGCCUAUCAAGCCGCUUAAUUACAGACUUGGAAGCAAAGCCAGAAAAUGGUUUAGCAGCUGUUAGGUUCAUUAAUGCUUUGAGCCAAGAUGUCAACCUCACCAUCGAUGGCAAAAGUUUCAUUGCUGUUCAGAAAAACUACAGUGCUUCUGAGUACUCACUGCUGGAGAGGGACAUAUAUAAUAAUGGAAAAUGCAUAACUGAAACAGGAGAGUUCCCCCUGGAGCUGGGGCUGCUUGACUUUGGUGCCUCAUACACUGUCGUGAUAACUAAUAUUUCUGGAGGUGCUCUUGAGACAUGGAAGUCAGAAGACAUCAAAGCCAACAAUGUCCAUAUGGCCUGGCAGUUACCACAAUAUUUACUGAUAUCUGCUGGGGAGGUGAUGUUCUCCAUUACAGGUCUGGCCUUCUCCUAUUCUCAGUCUCCAGCCAGCAUGAAGUCGGUGCUGCAGGCAGGCUGGCUGCUCACUGUGGCUGUGGGGAAUACCUUUGUGCUCAUUGUUGCUGAGGCUGCACCAAUGGCACAGUGGGCUGAAUUUGUCUUGUUCACUGUUCUCCUCUUUGCUGUGUGCAUUAUUUUCUCCAUCAUGGGAUAUUUCUAUGUCAGUGUGGAUCCAGAGGACCUAGAAGAAAAGGAAGAGAAGAGAGAGACAUCAAGCAGAGGAAACAUGAUUGGUCUUGUUACUCAGAAAACAAAGCUCUAACACAUCAUGGGUUGGGAUUUUUUUUUAACUCAGCUAUGAGAAGGUGAAAGAAGGGUGGGGACAGAGUUAUUUUAUUUUAGAGCAUUGCAGUCUUUGUUACUCAAAAUGUAACCACCUUAUAAAUGGGACCAAAUGGCCCUCUAUAAAAACAAUGGGGGUCCUGAAAUCAGAGCAAAACUCCUUGGGAAAGCUCCUCAGGUAUUAAAAGCCCUUACUAGUAUUUACAGUGUAAUUUAAAACCUGCCCAUCUUUUUAAGCAUGGAAUGCUUUCCUAUGAUUUUGCCUUAAACAUAUAUUUAGGGCAGCAGGGAGGAAGGGUGGCAGGAAUGCCAUAUGACACAAAAAUCUGGAAAUGUUAUGAGAGAAGAAAGAGGAAAAACUAGUAUAGGAAUUAGGGAAGAAUAGAUGUUAGUGACAGAAGGAUUUUUAAUGCUGUCAUCAAGGACUGUAAGGGUUACACACAAUCCCAAAGGAUUUCAUCGUGUAACUCUCCUUAUGAGUAUUUCAUCCCAUUAUUGCAUGUUAUGAAUGGUUCUGAUUUAUGAUUUUCACCUUCAGGCUCAGAAGUAAUAACAGGGAAUUAAAUUCUGCAGGCUAAAAUAUUCCCAAAACACUGCUGACGAAGACAAGCAUGCUGCCACCUCUCCCAUUUUUUCCCCUAGAAGUUUUUAACAACUGAUGGUGUUCUUUGAUUAGACAUGAUUAGAGAAUUGCUUUAUGCUUUCUUAUUUCAGAAUUCCAAACAGUUAUU
This is a messenger RNA of Camarhynchus parvulus, 2966 nucleotides long. It is a transcript of the gene SLC15A2, whose product is annotated as solute carrier family 15 member 2. Bases 8 to 2215 code for a protein of 735 amino acids. Gene Ontology annotation, molecular function: dipeptide transmembrane transporter activity. Gene Ontology annotation, cellular component: membrane. The transcript is spliced from 22 exons. NCBI's taxonomy places the organism in Eukaryota, Metazoa, Chordata, Aves, Passeriformes, Thraupidae. Gene Ontology annotation, biological process: transmembrane transport; oligopeptide transport. The record is from RefSeq and is a predicted model, not a curated record.